GGUACACGUACAAAAACACUAAGUUAUCGUCAAUCCACAGGACGAAAGCAUAUCAAGCGUAAGCCAUGGAAGCGACAGUUAAUGAUCAGCAACUCUCUCAGUCUACGAGUCUGUCGACGGAAACUUUACCGGAACCAUUGUUCGAUCUGGAUCUAGACAGGAAAUAUAUGUGUCCAGUUUGUUUAUGUGUCCUGAAGGAGCCAGUGCAGACGUCUUGUGGACAUCGCUUCUGUAAGGCGUGCAUAAGAGGAACAUUCGACCUACCGACGUACGUGUGUUCACAGGUCCGAAACAAUAUCCGGGUACCAUUCUCGAGAUGUCCCGUAGACAAUACGUACUUCCACAUAGAGAAAGAGUUAUUUUCCGACAACGCCAUUAAGCGGGAAGUUCUGUCAUUAAACGUCCGCUGUCCUAACAUUCAAAAUGAAUGUGGCUGGAAUGGUGAACUGCGGAACUACAGCGAGCAUGAGCGACAAUGCAUGUAUAAAGUGAUUUCCUGUGAGAACGGAUGUGGAGUGCGCGUGAUCCGGAAGGACAUGUCCCAUCACCAGGAGGAGUGCUCCCUGAGGAUAGUUUUCUGUCCCCACUGUCAGAAACAGAUGGCUCACAAUAUCAUGUCGAAACACGAGGUUCUGGUGUGUCAGAACUUUCCUGUCCAGUGUUUGCAGUGUGGUCAGGUCGGGAUCAAACGGAAAGACAUCGGCAGUCACAUGAGCAAGGAGACCGGGGACUGUCCAAUCACAAUCAUCGACUGUCCUUUCAAAGUGUAUGGCUGUCAAGUAACGACUACGAGAUUAUGUAUGGCAUCCCACCUCGAAGACAGCUGCCACACCCAUCUCUCCUACGUGAUGGACCAUGUGCUGACACAGGAUCGACAUAUUGCCGAGCUGGUAAAUGAGGUUACAAAUAUUCGCCAGGUGUUGUUGCAGCAAAGAGAACAGCAACUAUCCAUCGACGAGUUUCCCGGAACUGCUGAUGACACUAAUGUUGUCUAACUCGUUUACAAUCCAUUUUUUAAAUCAUCAUUUCAGACUGUCUAUAACAUCAAAACUUGAACAGCGUCGGGCUAACGGUAACGUCAGAAUGUCUAAGAUAUCGUCAGGCUAGCAAUAGUGGUAAAUAUGUCGACAGCGUCAGAUUGUCAAUAGCGUCACACGACAGACUACAGCGUCAGAUUGUCAAUAGCGUCACACGACAGACUACAACGUCAGAUUGUCAAUAGCGUCACAAGAGAAACUACAGCGUCAGAUUGUCAAUAGCGUCACAGGACAGACUACAGCGUCAUAUUGUCAAUAGCGUCACACGACAGACUACAGCGUCAGAUUGUCAAUAGCGUCACACGACAGACUACAGCGUCAGAUUGUCAAUAGCAUCACACGGCAGACUACAGCGUCAAAUUGUCAAUAGCGUCACACGACAGACUACAACGUCAGAUUGUCAAUAGCGUCACACGACAGACUACAGCGGCAGAUUGUCAAUAGCGUCACACGACAGACUACAGCGUCAUAUUGUCAAUAGCAUCACAAGACAGACUACAGCGUCAGAUUGUCAAUAGCGUCACAAGACAGACAACAGCGUCAGAUUGUCAAUAGCGUCACACGACAGACUACAACGUCAGAUUGUCAAUAGCGUCACACGGCAGACUACAGCGUCAAAUUGUCAAUAGCGUCACACGACAGACUACAACGUCAGAUUGUCAAUAGCGUCACACGACAGACUACAGCGUCAGAUUGCCAAUAGCGUCACACGACAUACUACAGCGUCAGAUUGUCAAUAGCGUCACACGACAGACUACAGCGUCAGAUUGUCAAUAGCGUCACAUGACAGACUACAGCGUUGCUUCUAACUGUCAGUAGCGUCAGACAGCCUUUCCCGUCAUAGUGCCAGUAGCGUCAAAAUAUCAGAGGCGGCAGACUGUCCUAUCGCCCGACUGUCCGUGGUGUCAGCCUGCCAAUAGCAUCCGACUGCCAUUACCGUCGGACUGUCUGAAGCGUCAAAAUAUCAGUAGCGAGAUUCUGUCAUUUUUGACCCACUAUUAGCAGUAUCAAAUGACUUUGGCGCAUUGCUCUAAUAUGAUUCUUUAAACAAUUCAUUAGUAUUAACCAAUGCAGUGAUUGAUGACGGCUUGUCAUUGGAUCAAUAUAUUCGUUAAUGAGCUUAUGUUUUAUUUUUAGUUUCCAGCAAUUAUGUAGUGAAAGUAAUUUGAUUUUCAAGUUUUUAGUCUUUUUUCAACGUAUUCGUUAUGCUGAAGUAUCUAUCACAGAACAUAAUGUUAAAACUGCUGGACAUGAGGUAUCUCCAAGCCAUCUCCGGUUUGUGUUCAGUUGAAUUUCAAAUCGUUAAGGGAAAAAGGAACAUGGUCAAAUCAUAUUUUUAUAACAAUGCAUGUUAACGUUGGAUGUUGCGAUGAUGUAUGGUAUGUAUAAACAAAUAAAGCAUGUAUAAACAUCGAGAAA
Molecule: messenger RNA, 2456 nt
Organism: Pecten maximus
Lineage: Eukaryota; Metazoa; Mollusca; Bivalvia; Pectinida; Pectinidae
Product: TNF receptor-associated factor 6-B-like
Exons: 7
Coding region: 66-995 (309 amino acids)
Biological process (GO): protein K63-linked ubiquitination; positive regulation of JNK cascade; regulation of canonical NF-kappaB signal transduction
Cellular component (GO): plasma membrane signaling receptor complex
Molecular function (GO): zinc ion binding
Source: RefSeq, a predicted model, not a curated record